This is a messenger RNA of Neocloeon triangulifer, 1998 nucleotides long. RefSeq names its product ectonucleoside triphosphate diphosphohydrolase 5-like. NCBI's taxonomy places the organism in Eukaryota, Metazoa, Arthropoda, Insecta, Ephemeroptera, Baetidae. Bases 307 to 1767 code for a protein of 486 amino acids. The record is from RefSeq and is a predicted model, not a curated record. Gene Ontology annotation, biological process: nucleoside diphosphate catabolic process. Gene Ontology annotation, cellular component: membrane. The transcript has 11 exons. Gene Ontology annotation, molecular function: UDP phosphatase activity; GDP phosphatase activity.
ACUAAAAAAAAGUAAAAGUGGAGAGGCAUCGGGGACACUCGAAAGCGAGAAGAUUAUAACUGAUUAAGGGCUCAAGGUCGUUGCGUGAGGAAAGAAGAAGAGCGGCCGGCUGUGCUGUGUUUGUGCCAGAGAGCUUUGGUCGAGUUGAGGCAAAAGCAGUGCAGCAACUGCAGCACCAGCUGAACGGAGGAAGGAGUACAACUGCCGUGACGCGAGGCCGCUUUUCUGCAGUUUCGGCACUCCGAUGGCAUCGGCCAGAAAGCGCAGGGUAAGAUUCAGAAAAAUUGUGCGAACAGAGUCCGAUUGAUGCGUCCCAGCGUGUCCCGGGAGCACACGACAGACUGUCAACCACUGCUGGAGGUGGGAGACGACAAUGAUACUCCUGCCAGUAUGCCGCCCCGGCUGAGGAAAAUUUCGAGGCAGUCGUCCCCAAAGAAUUUUUUUGGCAUCUUUGCCUUCCUGUGCCUUUCUGUGUGCUUUUUUGUUGUGAUCAUAGGUGCUUAUUUCCAAGCUUUGCCGUGGAAUCUCUACGCGCAUGGAACCAACGCUUUGGACAAUUUUGCUUUCUCCUUGGGUCUACAAACUCAUGUCUACGCAGUUGUCAUUGACGCUGGCAGCACUGGCUCCAGAGUCUUGGCCUUCACAUUCCACAAGUCAUUGAUUGACGGCAAUUUGAAAUUGGACGAUGAACUGUUUGUCCAAGUCAAGCCUGGACUCUCCUCAUUCAGCGAGCAGCCGGAAAAGGGCGCUAGCCAGAUGUUGGCCCUGCUGGAAAGGGCAAAAGAUGUAGUUCCUCCCUCUGAGCGUGGUCAUACUCCUUUAGCCAUGAAAGCAACGGCUGGCCUUCGACUUCUGCCUAGACAAAAAGCUGACAAACUUAUUGAAGAAGUGCGUGAGGUGUUUCGAGAGUCUCCAUUCCAUAGUACAUCCCACUCAAUUUCCAUCAUGGAUGGAACAGACGAAGGACUCUUUUCUUGGUUUACCGUCAACUUUUUACGAGACAGAUUUGGCGGAGGGCCUGAAAACACGGUUGUUGCUCUCGAUUUGGGAGGUGGCUCGACGCAAGUUACGUUUGCGUUGGACGAAGACGAAGAGGCCAUCCUGAUGGCACACGACCCAGAAUCUGUCCACGAAAUAACAGCAUUUCACAACAAGCUUGCAGUUUACACACAUAGUUACCUGGGUCUCGGAUUAAUGGCAGCUCGUCAUGCGAUCUUAACCGCAGAUCAAGAAAGUAACAUUACUGCAAUCCACCACACCUGCAUAAACCCUAUCGUCUCUACUGAAUGGGAAUAUGCUGGCACUACCUACACCUUGCAGGGACCAAAAAAUCCAACAAUUCUUCACAUCAAGGAGAAAAAGGGAACAGUUGCAGAGGACCGUCCCAUAGUUAAUUUCACACAGUGCCUGUCACAAGUUAAAGACUAUGUGGAGCAUAAAGUUUACAAACCAAAGGGCUUGUCGAAGAGAGAAAUAAAUGCGUUUUCAUAUUAUUUUGACCGAGCAGCUGAAGUAGGAUUAAUUGAUGAGGUUGAGGGUGGAAUUUUAACUGUUGGACAAUACUUUGACGCUGCAAAGUCGAGUUGCAACACUCCUAACACGGACCAACCUCUGAUGUGCUUGGACCUGACAAUAAUUUCAGUCCUCCUAAAAGAUGGUUUCGGACUUGAUAUGAAUACCAAAUUGAACCUCUACAAAAAAAUCGACAACCAUGAGAUAAGUUGGGCUCUUGGUCUUGCAUUCCACAUUCUGGAAAACGGACUGUGAUUGGUCUUCACCAUGUGUUCUAGUUUAUUACUAAAACUUUGACAGAAGCUUCUACAAUUGCAGAAGCCUGCCUGUUAACUGUUGAGCAUUUUUAAAAUGGUGCAGUUGUGAGAGUUAACGUUACAUAAUUCAAUUAAUUAAAAAAAAAUGUCAGUGAGAUAAAAUUGAAUUUUCUACUUGGACCAGUAUAUUUAUGUAUGAUGUAAUAAAUAUGACGUUUAUUUUAAAAUA